This is a messenger RNA of Physella acuta, 355 nucleotides long. RefSeq names its product major prion protein homolog. NCBI's taxonomy places the organism in Eukaryota, Metazoa, Mollusca, Gastropoda, Physidae. The record is from RefSeq and is a predicted model, not a curated record.
UUUCAGGAACAAAGCAAUAAAUGAAAGGUUCGGUUCUCUCCCUUGUCACCAUGGUAGUGAUGGCGCUGGUUGGUGAGGGACUGACAGACAGAAAUACAGAUCACGUGAUCUACGUCCGACGACCCCCCUACAGCUCUGGCUAUGUACAAGACUACCACCACCGCCCCAACACCAACUACAACAGCUACCAGCAGGUGCCCUACCAUGGCAGCAACAGGAACUAUCCCCACAACACCAACUACCCCCACAACACAAACUACCCCCACAACACCAACUACCACCACAGCCGCCACAACACUCACUACGGCGGAUGAAGCGAUGACAACAAAUAAAUUGUAUAUAAUGUGACCGACAA